AUGAAACAUAGCACUCGUUACCAGCAACAAGUUUAUGAUGACACCACACAACAACAGAAAACUAAAAAGGCUAGAGAUGUAUUGAACAAUAAACUUGCCCCAGAUAUAUUUGGCGAAGCAGAUAUCAUAGUGUCAGAAGACAGAGAAAGCGUGCUUGCAGUAUCCGAUGGCGAUGAAUUUGAGCUUAGACCAGCUAUAGGCGACAUUUGCGUGUUGCUCGAUGGCGCAUCCACAGCUGACGACGUAGCGUUUUUCAUAGCUAACGUUGCUAGGUUUUUACUAGCGAUGGCUGCGAGCCUCUUUUAGUACAUGUAGCGAAGGUCAAAGGUUCUGACACGCUAUAUAGACUCGCGUCUGGCAAAGUGUGGAAGGAAAGAAUUGAAAGUUUAUUUUACCCAAUCGACAUUGCAUAUAACUACUCUGAACGUGCAUAUGAACUCCGAACUGGCGCAAAAGAUAUAUGUAACGCGGUUAAGGGAAUGUAG
Messenger RNA from Paramuricea clavata, 485 nucleotides. NCBI's taxonomy places the organism in Eukaryota, Metazoa, Cnidaria, Anthozoa, Malacalcyonacea, Plexauridae. The record is from the annotation of a GenBank genome assembly.